Cercocebus atys (sooty mangabey) is the source of this 11173-nucleotide messenger RNA. It is a transcript of the gene BCL2L11, whose product is annotated as BCL2-like 11 (apoptosis facilitator). NCBI's taxonomy places the organism in Eukaryota, Metazoa, Chordata, Mammalia, Primates, Cercopithecidae. Gene Ontology annotation, biological process: meiosis I. The record is from RefSeq and is a predicted model, not a curated record. Bases 63 to 854 code for a protein of 263 amino acids. The transcript is spliced from 4 exons.
CGGCGGUGCCGGCGGCGGCGGCGGGCGCAGAGCGCAAGGGGAGGAGCGGGAGGAGGCGGAGGAUGUUCCCGGCGGCUGCGGCCGGGGCAGCGCGGGCCAGAGGCGCGGCGUGCGGAGCCCUCGGCUGCCCGGCGGAGUGCGGCGGCGGACUGGCGGGAAGGCGCGGGCUGUGCGCUGCGCCGGGUACUCUGAACCCAAGUCCAGAGCUUUGUUUCCUGCGCUGCCUUCGUGGUGACGGUCAGGGGGCGCCGGGUCGGCGAAGGGCGCGGGCCAGACGCCCCGGGGCCCGGGCGCGGGCCCGGACGCUACGCUCUGAAGGGAAGGCGCGGACAAAAAAAGACCAAAUGGCAAAGCAACCUUCUGAUGUAAGUUCUGAGUGUGACCGAGAAGGUAGACAAUUGCAGCCUGCGGAGAGGCCUCCCCAGCUCAGACCUGGGGCCCCUACCUCCCUACAGACAGAGCCACAAGGUAAUCCCGAAGGCAAUCACGGAGGUGAAGGGGACAGCUGCCCCCACGGCAGCCCUCAGGGCCCGCUGGCCCCACCGGCCAGCCCUGGCCCUUUUGCUACCAGAUCCCCGCUUUUCAUCUUUAUGAGAAGAUCCUCCCUGCUGUCUCGAUCCUCCAGUGGGUAUUUCUCUUUUGACACAGACAGGAGCCCAGCACCCAUGAGUUGUGACAAAUCAACACAAACCCCAAGUCCUCCUUGCCAGGCCUUCAACCACUAUCUCAGUGCAAUGGCUUCCAGGAGGCAGGCUGAACCUGCAGAUAUGCGCCCGGAGAUACGGAUCGCCCAAGAGUUGCGGCGAAUCGGAGACGAGUUUAACGCUUACUAUGCAAGGAGGUUAGAGAAAUAGAGGAAGUUGUCGUGUAGUUGUCAUGUAUUCAGUCCACUUAAGGGCAGUGGGGAAGCGUUUGAGACGGAGCUGUGGAGGCUGAAUCCUUGAAGGAGGAGGUGAGAGAGGCACAGGUGAGCGCAAAGUCCCAGUGCAUGUCCCCUCUUCUCUCCCGAUGCAGUGUCAUUCCCAGCUGACCCUGCCAGGCUGAACGGCUGGCCCCUCUAUUCAGUCGGAGUUUUACUACUACAGUGGAUUUUGGUAACUUCAUUUUGAAAUAAUUUCAGACUUACAAAAAUGUUGCAAGAAAGACACAAAGAACCACCCUUUUAUAUCUGCCCCAUUUGUUUUCAUGUUUUCCCACUUUGUACACGUGUACAGUUUAUUUCAGAAUAAACUACAGACAUGAUACUGCUUUUUCUACACUAAAAAUACUUCAGUAUGUAUUUCCCAAAAAUAAGAGUAAUCCCUUGUGUAACCACAGUGUAAUUAUCAAAAUUCACAAAUAGUUUUACAGAACUACUAUCUGAUCUGUGGACCUUAUUCAAAUGUUACCACUUGUCCCAACAGUGCCCUUCUCAGGAAAAAAAAAAAAAAAAAGAAAAAAUGUAUUUUCUGGCCCAAGAGCCAAUGUAGGAUCAUGCAUUGAAUUCAAGUGUCUUACCUCUGGCUCCAUUAAUUUGGAACCAUCCUCUGUCUUUGUCUUUUAUGACAUUUUUGAAGGAUCAGGGCAGUUGUAAUUUACAGACUCCCUGAAUUUGAUUUAUCUGAUAUUUCUGCAUGAUGAGACUCACAUUUUGCAUUUCUGACAGGAGCACUCCAGAGGUGAUGUGUCCUUAGUGUGGCACAGCAGGAGGCACAUGAUGUCCAUUUGUCCUGUUACUGAUGAGGUUCACUUUGAUCCAAGGUGGUGUCUUCCACUGUGAAGUUAGUACUUUUCCAUUUGUAAUAUGACAGAGCUUAUAAAGGACGAAGAGCUUUCCUUUCUCUCUCAUAUAAUUAUUUAGUAUACCAACUUGGAUUCAUGGAUUCCUGUUUUAUUCAAUGGGCUACAAUGCAUUACUCUCAAUGUUUAUUUUGAUGCUCAGAUUCUUAAAGAUUUGGCAGGAGGCACCAGUAGUGCAGGCACAGGGAGAACCAGUUGUGGGACAAAGCCCAGGGGCUGUGAAGGUCAUGGAGCUCUUAAAAGGCAUUUGUUGCUGAAUGAACUAUGGCCAGAGGGCCACUGACGCUCACAGCUCUUCCUAUGCAGGUCUGCUGUGCGGGGCGCUCUCUAAGACUCCAAGCUUUGAGACUCCUAGUGGAGAGUAGGGAGGCUGUUGGUAAAGGCUAGGUAGCACAGGGAUGUUAGUGGGCAUGGAGGGAAGAGAGGUUCUCUGAGAAGCUAAGUCUUUAUUUUGGAAUUUGUGAGAAAGUGAGCAGCUUGCCUUUACCUGAGUGGUGCAGUGUUUGUAUUUCUGCAGCCUGCACCUUCUCUUCCUCGUGAGUGUGUCAGCCCAAGACAGCCAGACUGUUCUUCAGUAGCUGUUGCCAGUUUCUUUCAUCACCCAAACUGUGUGAGUGCAUGUGCCGGUUCAUCUGCUGGACGCAGUGCCAGCAGGGAUAGAUUGCGAUCCUCUGUAGAUGUGGAACAGAGGUACUGAAAGGGUAGUGUCUACUUGGGUGGGAGUCUUGACCAUGGGCCGGGGCUGCGAUCCAAAGCCCUUAGAAUGUAAAAAUGCUUGCUCUUGGAAUAACUGGAGCCGUUCUGCCUCCCUCUUUCCCCUCCACCACCCGUAAUACUGAAGCUGGAGUUGUUUUCCUUCUGUGGCUUCUAGGUUCUUCGCAGUCAGGUUGUCCAGCUCAAGUCACUCCAUGUGCAGGAACACUGCUCUUGGCUAACUGUGACCUGGGCAUGUCCUGGUGGUGUGCUGCAGUGGACAGCAGCACAUGAAGCUGCUCUCCAGAUGAGGCCAGCAGUGAAUGAAAACCCUUUCACUGUUUGAUCACAAGAAACAGUGAUCUUUUGUUUACACUGCCUACUUCCUACUCUGUCCAGGGCAUGUGCAGACAUGAAUUGAUUGAAGUGCACAUAGACCAAAAUCUAGCCCUGAAUCAGACAAAGUAGAGUUGAGAAGGUGGCUUGCAGACUGAUUUUGAUGGAAAGAAUUUAAUGUGUCAUUACAUUAGCAUUUUCCUAUACUAUAUAUGAAUUUGAAAUACUUAUAUGCUCUCCUUCUUGAGAAGUGAAAUCCCCAGUGCUGUCUCAUUCUUGUUUUUAUAAAUGGUAGUCAUUCUUCUGUGAAUAAUGUACCAAGGCAAGGACUAAAGUUUAGCCUGCUUGUUGGUAAUUGCACAAACUGAACACAAACCCAAAUGUGUGGUCUCAGCGUACUUUGGAGGUCUUCAUUAAUUGAAUGUUGGAGUUUAGUAAAAGAAGUUGCUUUCUGUUACUGACUGUGAAAAGAAUCAUGGAAAUCUGCACAUCAGAUAUUAAGUUCAAAUUAGAUGUAACUCAUACAAUGAUAGGUUGCCCAACACUUCACUCACAUGAGUUUAUAGAAUGCCAGUUUUCAUAACAAAAGCAGUCAUGAGGAGCUUAGAUAAGCUUAGAUAAGCUCCUCGUGUACCUGCCGUUGAUCAGUGGCACAGUUUUCAGGUUCAGCAAGGGUUUUCCUUAGAGCUGGAGGAGGCAGCUCAGUGUUUGGGUUUAGGAGCCUUCCUUGCCUGUCUUAGACCACCCCAUUUCCAUCCCACAAGUACAAUGGCCAGAGAUGAUGAGCUCCUUGGUUCUUCCCUCAGACUUUUGGGAGCACAUGUGGCUGGGAUUGUGUGGACUAUGGAUUGCUGGUUUUCCAGACAAGCAUGUUCUGUUACUUGUUGAAGCCAGAGUGUGAUCUCGUAGGAAAACAUGAAGCGUGGGGACUUUGGGGUCAGACCUAGAACCCUGGCUCUACCCUUAACCUUUAGGAGGCCCAUUUCCUGGUCUAUCCCUUAGGCAUAUAGUGAAGAUUAAGUAAGAACAUUUAGAGAUGGAGCUAGAAAAUUUGUAUUAUCAUCUAUUAUCAUAAUUCUGUUUCCUCUCACUUUGAACUGUAAUUGAAACAUUUUUCAGUGGGUCUUUGGCGUUUAGAAAGGGAGAUGCCAGGAACUCUGUUCACCUGUCUUAUCUUUUAAAUACUCUGGAACUGCUUUUUAAACGAGUUGUGUGGUUGACCCUACUGCACAUGCUGUGUCUGGGUGUAGGCAAAUGUGAGAUGAGGCUGAGGCACUGGUGUGUGCUUAAAUGGCUGGGUGGGCAUUGGGCUAGAGGAGUUGUGCUUGUUUGCACCACGUGUGAGUGCUCAUCUGUUUGGCAGGUGCCUACACCUGCAGGGCUGCCUGGCUGCUCUGGAUCAAGGCCAUGAACACGUAACCAUGAGGAAGGAGAUGCAGGUGCCUGGAAGGGGACUUCAGGAGGUCUAACUGGGGUUUUGUUUUUUUUUUAAUCUCUUGAGGAGGAAAUGAAGAUGCACACAAACUAAGACUUGGCCCUGUUGCAGACGCUCAAAACUAAUAAGCUUCUCAUAUCAUCCUUCACUAGACUUCUACCACCUGAAACAAAGUGGAGAGGUUUUAGUUGUGGUUAAACUAUAUUACAUCUCACUUAGCUUUUUUCUGAGGCUGGAACAUUUUGAAACAGUGUGUUUCUUCUCUGAAUCUAAUAUUCCAACUACUGGUGCCUCACACAGAUGUCAGAACAAUCUGUGUCUUCUCUGUGGUUGGCCAUAGAACAGUGACAACUUCCGAAGUGGCAGGCAGGAGUCAUUCCCCACUUUAGCCAGCACCAGGUCUGGAGUCUGACAGGCUAGAGACCUACCAAGUGGAGGGCUGUGCUGCGCUGCCUGAAGAGCCUCAGUGCACAACCUCACCCCAACAUUCACUGGAGAAGAGAUUUGUCUCACAAGAAGCCUUAACUAUCGUAAUUUCUUUGAAAUAGUGUGUCAAAAAUAGGAUAAAAGUUUGGCUUAUGCAAAUGUAGUUUUUAUCUGACUUCUGAAGACCACAUUGUCACCAUAGCAAAUCAGCUGCAGCACCCAUAGCUUUGCAGCACUGGAGGAGAGUGCUCUACUGGUUUGGGGUGAAGGUACCAUGCAUCUGGGAGGGAACUUCCCAGUGCCCUUUCCCCAGCUGUGGUGGCAUCAAAGUGCAGUAGGCACAAGCUAUGCAAAUAUCCCUGUUGCCUUGGUGAUGAACAGAAAGUGGAUUUGGUGUUGGGCAGUAUUGUAGCAAUCUCCUCUGACACCUGAAAACAGCAUGCAUGUGGAACCAGCACUGAAAUACCAGCUCAGCUGCUGUUUGACUGUGGUGGUUGGUCUGAAAGUGGAGAGAGACCAGAUCUUCCUGAAGAGCUCCACAUGAUGCUGACUAUGUGCUGGGCCUUUUUCUCUCUGACCUCUGUGUCACUCGGUUGCCAGUUAAAAUGCUGUUUAGACUGCUGGGUUAUGAACGGGUAGUGGGGUGGUAGUUCUAACAGAACCAGGGGGGCGACUCCUAGUCCUCUGUCCCACCCUGCCACCUCAGUGUCCCUAAAGAUGCCGUGACAGCCCCUGGGUAUUCCCAGGCUCCUGGAUGUCCAUCCCAGGCCCUCUCUUCUGCAGCCUGUGGGGAUCAGACACCAACCAGAGAGAGACUGCUUCCUCAGUUGCCUGAGCCUGGAACAGAGAUUCCCUCUGUCCUUCCUGGUCUCACAGUCCAAAAUUCAGCCUCCUAUUAUAUAUUAUAUAUAAUAUAUAAUAAUAUAUAGUGUAUGUAUAAAUACUUAUAUAUAAAAAAUAACUUUCAGGACACCCUAUACAUUUAGUGUUGAAAUUCUGAAAGAAACAAGUUUUUGAGUAAGUUAAAUUCCUCUGCAUCUCAGAGUUGUAUAGGUAUACCUUGUUUUUGAAUGCCUCUUAGAAUUAGGAAUUGAGCUUGCUUUGAUAUGACGAUGAAAUUGUUUUUCCCUUGUUGCUUUGACUGCCAGGAAACUCUUAACUGUGGCUGUCUUACGGCACAUCUCACCCCUGGUUCCCAGGAUAACUCCUUGAUGUCAUGUCUGAUCUCAGCCUUUUUUUAAAUUGUGUUAUGCACAUUUGUGCUUUUUUAAUUUAAGUCCCCCCUUGAGCGAUGCUAUUUCUAGGUCAGUGAUAUACUUACUGAGUCCUUUGGCCCAGUGGGUGUCAACCCUGCCUUUGGAGUGUGGAUGAGUGGGCUGUAUUCUGAGCUGCAUUGUGGGAAUCAUUUAGUGAUUCUCAGUUCUCACUCCAGAACCUCUGUGACCUCAGCUUAGCCUGAAACAAGGCCCCCUUCAGGUCUGAGGAGCAACGGGCCCUUCCCAGCACAGGCACAGGCACAGGGACAGGGCAUGCAAAGAGGGAAGGUGCUGGCCUGAAAGCCCUCGUUUAACUUCUGUCCUGCUUCUGGCAUUCCAUCUUCAUGUGGACCAAGAGUACCCGUCCUGUCCUGCCACUGUCUUGCACCACCCUUUGAGUCACUUGCUUGACCAACUCUGUAGUCACUGGCUGCAAAACAGCAGGGAAUGCUCCCCUGGCACUCAGGGUUGUUGUGGGGACUGAAAAGCGUGGGCUAGGUUAUUUCAUUUGUGGUGGCCAUGGCAAUUCUUCCAUCCCCAAGCUUGGGCACACGAAGUCCAAAGGCCUGGAGUGUCCUACGCAGCUUUUCAAAGGAUUGACUCCUCUCACUGUUGGGGAGUGAAGCUGAAUCCAAAGCUGUGUUCUAUAGGUGUCUGGUGUUCAGCCUGACCAGUUCCCUGGAGCCAGGGCCUCUUUUCUUUUCCAAGCAUCUGCUUCCCUGGACUGAGCAAGAGAGUGUUGUUCUGUGAUUAUUUUGGCAUUAGAAUGUCAUUAAAUUCCCUGACACUUGAUUGGUCGUCUCAAGUGUAAAUUGAAGAUGCUCCUGCCCUGCACUCAAUGUUCCUCGCUGCAGUGGCAGUGCCAGCCCCUGGCAAGGCAGCAGGAACCCCACGCUAGGGCAUUCCUGUGGCUCAGCUCCUCCCCAGUUGCCACCCAGAUGAGCUUGUGCCAUCUGGUGUCAUGGGGACGUGUGAAGAGCUAUUUAGGAAUUCCCUGUCGAAUGCUCGACACCAUCUCAAAGGGCAUUGUUCAUGUCUUCAGAGAAAGACUGCCUAAGUCUAUGCUGAGGAAACUUGCAGAGACAGAAUCCUAUGCCUUUACACUUAGAGGGCACAGUCUAUGGAGGAGCAAUCCUGCAGCUUGGCAUGAUUUUUCCUUCUGGCUUAUGAUAAAUAUUUAUCCACUACUUAGAUUAUCUUUAUUGAACUGCUGGCCCCUUCUGCCUGUUGGCCUUGCUGCCUCUGCCCAGCUUCUGUCUCCACCUGCACUGCCCAUUCUCCUCUUGUCCUUUCAAGAAAUUCUCCUCUUCCUUUGGGGCUCGAUGUGGGGAUUUACCCUCGUGCCUUCCUGCCCUGGCUCCCCGACUUCCUCUCUGGCCAGGUUUUUUCUCCCUCUCAUCUUAUUUGCCUCUGUAUUGUCCUUACUUUAUUAUCUUGUUUACUAUUUUGUGCUGGCGACACAGCUAUUACCACCAGACCUAGUGGGUACACAGACACGUGCCUUGAAGUUGGGCCCCCACCUGAUGCCAGUCAGCAUCAAGGCCACUGGAGCCCCUUGCCCUGAGAGGAGCAGGGGCUGUCAGGAACUGGUUCCUGGCGGGACAUACAAGGUUGUGAAUGUUGAAGGAGUCAUCUUCUGGACACAUGGGAUGGCCACAAAAGGCAGUUACCUCCAGGUAACCCAGUCCUCAUAUAGCUCUUGAUUUAGACUAUGAAGAUUACAGUACCUAACUGGGUGGGGCCCUCCUCUUUGUGCACUUGUGAUUGUGUGUAUGUGUGUCUGGGUAGAGAAAGAGUGAGAGAGGAGAGAACUGUAAUGUAUGGUCACUUCAAUUGUAACUUACUAGCCAAUUUGGUCUUUAAAAAUAAUCUUCUUCACCCAAAUGAGUUACUAUAUCUUCCUAAAGUAUUUUUGCAAUUUAUACUAAAACAGAGUUAUCCAACCCUGUAAGAAGGAUUGUUUUCACUUAAAGGGUGACAGACUGAGAAUUAUGGAUAAGCAUCAGUGAAAGGGUGUAUUAGUCAGUCAGGGCUGCUGUGCAGAGUUCCAGAGACUGGGUGGCUCACACAACAGGAAUUUAUUUUUCUCAGUUCUGGAGGCUGGAAGUCUGUGAUCUUGGUGCAGACUUAGCCUCCAGACCUGUAGAUGCCGUCAUCCCGUGUCUUCACGUGGUCUACCCCAGUGGGUUUCUGUGUCCUGAUUGUCUAAGAACACCUUGGAUUAGAGCCCACCCCACAGUGACCUCAUUUUAACUUAAUCACCUUAUUGAUGACCCUGUCUCCACUUACAGUCACAGUCUGAGGUCCAGGGGGUUAGAACUGCAACAGAUGAAUUGAGGGGACACAGUUUACAGUUCAGCCCAUAAAGAGGAGGACACCCAGAAGUUUCAGGAGGGAGUGGAGCAUCUUCCCUGUUUGUAUUUAUUUUAAUAGUUUUUUUAAAAAACGCUUUUAAUCAGGAAAGACAGUGUGUCUUUUUUAUAUUACCCAGUUUAGGAGUGGCAGAACUUAAAUGCACUUGUGAUACACAGAUGUCGCUUCCACCUGAUUAAGAACCACUAUAGCAGACGCAGACUUAUUGGACUCUAGGCAGGAGGCCAGCUCUGCAGACACAGCAGCUCUCAGGAAGACAGUCCAGGCAUGGCUGCUGAUGCUCCUUUAUGGGUGUGUUUAUUGUCUUAGCCUACAUUAGAUGCGAGGGACCACUCAUACUGCAAGUGACAGCUCCUGGCUCAGUCAUACUUGCUUUUAACUGGCAGCUCCCCAACAAUACAGAGAUUGUCAUUUUUAGUCCUGACUUUCCAAUUCCAUUUUGGAUAUGCUACCCUGGCCAGAAGCCUCUGGGUGUGCCCUUACUUUGACCUUUCACCAGUGCAUUCCAUCUUAGGGGGCUUUCUCUAAUCGCUUCAAACUCCCUCCUGACCCCUUACACCACCCCAAAACCAAAGGCCCUGGUUUAGGAGCUGAAUUGUAGCAGCCGCUCCUCACGUAUCUAGAUCGCAGGGAGAUUUCACUGGAGCUGGCUGAAGCUGUUGGCGCUUUGAGCAGCAUUGAGCCGUCAGUCUUAGUUCUGCAUCUUCGCCCCACUGCAGCUUUUGGCCACUUGCCCCAGUUUAGUGUCACCAGGCCCUGACCAUAAGCCGCAGUAAUUUUUAUGGCUGCAGGUAUUAAGAGGGCAGCCAGUCUGCAGAGGUAGGGGCUGCCCAUCCUCCAGCUGUCUUUUGCAGUACGGGCAUACGCUUCAAGCCAACAGCAGCUCCAGCCGGCCGUGCCAGCUGUCAAAUGCUUUCUGGGCUGGCACAGCUCUUUGAAUCCGUGGUAAUGGCUUCCUCUGUUGAAUGUCGUCCAAAAGCAAUUGCUUGUCAACUUAAAAGCGUGUGCCAUGUUGUCAUGCCCGCCGUCUGAGAGGGCAGGCAUCCCCGCACCCUUGCAGACUGCGAUGCUUUAGCAUCUUCUCACGAGUCAGAGACUGGGUGUAACUUUUGCCGAAAUUUCCUGCAUUUUCCCCACCCUGUCCAGCAUGUCUUUGAACACCCCCAUAUCCUUUUACAUUUGAGAUGAAAGCGGAACUCUAAAAACUUGGAAAGAUUCUCUCGUGAGGUGACUUCUACUUAAGCUUGAUCACAGCCUCCUGCUGUCCUCCAAGAGUGGACAGAAGAUUUCUUCCCUUGGACGCUGCCAGUGCUGGAAUAUGAAACUUAGCAAGUGUCAGCAGUUGGAGUCUGCCCUUCACGUUGACACAGCCCCCUCAUUGGUGUCCUGUUGACUGUGGACACCCAGUCAGCCCCAUGUUCUGGCCACACCGAGCAUGGCAGUGACACCAGGUUGGCACAAAACUUCCCUGCCUGGAUUGAUUACUUAGCCCAUCAUAGCAUACACUUUCUUCAUUUUAGUAAGUUGUGGUUUUAUUUUGAAUAAGUUUCUUUCAACCUAUUAAUAUUAGUCUACACUAAAAUUAACCUUCCCCUAAAUUAUUCUCACACAGAGGCAGCAAAGUAAUUUUGAAAGUUAAAUCAAAACAAAGCAAUCUUGUGUGUAAAACAGAUAAAAAUCACAGACUGUGGUUACAGAGUGCCUCUACAGGAAUCGCUUACAUAAAGCUGAUUUCCUCCAAUCUUGUUAUGGAAGGAAAAGGGGAAAUGCCCUGGCCUUAUCACAAUCCCAUUCUGUCAAACAAGCGAGGCAGAGCUUGUGUAAACAGUGGAGCUGCAGCUGCAGCUGGUGUCUGUGGGGGCUGUUCGGGGUCUGAGGGGACAGUUGUCUCACCCUGAUUCAUGGCCGGUGGUUCCCGCGACGGUGUGUUGGAGGCAUCCCCCACUCAGUGAGAAGGGGGUUUGUGGAGAGACAGUCACGUAGCCCAGUCUCAUGUGGAUUCGUCAUUAAGAAAUGUGCAGGGCAGAUUUCAGACUUGAACGGCGAACCAGGUUGGUAGCUCAUGGCGUUGAGGUUGAUGUGUUGUGUUCCCGCCGCCUUUGGCAACUUUGAAUUUAUACCUUGCACUUACCCACAAGAUGGAUUAGAACCUGAAAGUGGGCGCUGUGGAAGAUCUGAGGACCCUGAAAGCAUUGAAUAAGCUGGUGAUUUCCUUUUGAACAGUUCCUCAGCUUGUAACAAACAUAGGCUGGUCACUGGCACAGAGGCUUUUUAUGUUCUGGAUUGCUCUUUCCUCCGCACACCGAGAGGGUAGGAGGAUGGGGGUUGACAGUGCCUGUGUCUGUGACCAUGGGCACCCCUCUGGGUCACAGUGUUUAUCGUAGCCAAGCAGCCAGAGGCACAAUGGUGCAUCACUGCACGACUUUGCUUAGCUUCUUAGGGCAGAUUACUCCAAAUCACUGGUUUCUCAAAUAAAUUACAGCUACCAGAAAUUCACCCGUGAGGGAAUCUGCAGCAUAUUUGAAUGUCAAUUAACUUGGGUGGUAAGAUAGUUGCUUUACAUCCUCUUUGAGUUUUUCAAACAUUCUUUUGGGUGCUUUUUUUUUUUUUUUUCUAUUUUAAGGAGUAAAUCAUUGGUAUGCCUGCCCUUUAUGUAGGGAUGUCUUCCCCUUUGCAGGGAUGUCUUCCCCUUUGCAGGGAAAUGAAAACAAGUUUUCUUCACAGUCUCAGGGAGGAAUCGUGCUUUGUGAUACAGUGCUCGUGAAGAGGUGCCUUUCAUAGUGUUUAAGCUGGGAUUGGUUGUUCACUUAAAUAUGGGCUCCCUCCCCUCCCCACUCCCAAAUCAGGGAGAAACUAAGAAGCUUUCCUUUUGUUG